AUGAAAUUCAUUCAAUUGUUCAUAGUUUUUUUCAUUUAUUUCAAAUGUAAUUCUCGUUAUUGGUUUUAUGAAACGAUCAAUGAUGAAGAAACAUUUGAUUGUUUAUAUGCUCAUUUACAAUAUUCAUAUCUAAUUGAGAAUGGAGCUUAUCUGACACUUUAUCAUCUGAUUCCUUUUUGUCAACGAUUAGAUGAAAAAGAGAAGUUGAUUUUCAUAUCUGAUGAAAAUGUCCAAAACAAAAUAAGUUUUCAAAAAUUAUCAACAAAUGGAAUCACGAGUUCACAAUUAUUGAAUUGGUUCAUUCCAAUUGAUAUUGUAGAAGAUUAUGAAAUCAAUGGUGAACAUUCAGAGAAAUUCAUUUACAAUUGUUCAUCUUUUUGGUUUGGUUCAACAUGUCAAUAUCAAUUAAUUCAUGAUCAACAAGUUUCAUUUGGUAAACUUGUUCGUCUCACAUUUCUUCACUAUGAAUCACCAUCAUUAGAUCUCGAUUUUCCUGUUGGUACAUGUUAUCCGUUCUUAAAAAGUUGCAUUCGUGGUCCAUCACCAAUGUGUCUCGAUUGGCGUGAAAUCUGCAAUGGUGUUUAUGAUUGUGUUCAUGGUGAAGAUGAACAAUUCUGUCAUUUAUUAGAAGAAAAUCAUUGUUCAGAAGAUGAAUUUCAAUGUCUGAGAAGUAAAGAAUGUAUUUCGCAGACAUUUGCUAAUGAUUAUGAAGAAAGUUUCGAUUGUCUCGAUACAACUGAUGAAACAGAACAAUGGAGAAUAGAAACUGGAGAAUUAUGUAUGACAUUUCCGACAUUUGAAUGUGAAGAAGUAACAUACGGAUAUCCUAAUUACUUUGUAUGUGGUGAUGGUCAAAUUUUACAAUUUAAUGUACCUACUUUCGAUUCUUUUUGUGAGAAUCGAAGAGAUCAAUAUAUGACAAUAAUUCUCUUCACUUCAUUUGAUUAUAUUUCAACUGUUGCAUGUCGACAACGUCUUCUAUGUUUUAUUCGUCCAGAUCGAAUUGAUUUUCUCUCUGAUCUUCAUAAUGAAAUUCAUUGUGAUUUACCUGUUGAUCAUUGUCCACUGGAAUGGCUCGUUUUCCCUCAAUAUCCAAUGCUUUAUUCAUAUUUUCAAUUUAUUUACUUAACAAAUCGAUCGUUGUCUUUAUCAAAAACUGAUUUGACACCAGAUUACAUUUGUUUCAAUGCAAGUCGAUGUCCCACAUAUCUUUUCUGUUCCGUGGAUAUUGGAAUAAACAAUAGUCUUCAUUGUUGUCACGCUUUGAAUAUAACUCGUUACAAAAUCGAGCAAUGGUUUUCAUUUCAAAUUAUUUUUCUAAAUAUUUUUCGUAAUUGUUUUCAAACGAAUCGGAAUGAAAAAUUUCUAUUGACCAAUGAAACGAACAAUUCUUCUCUGAAAUGGAUCAAUUCACAUAAAACAUUUCCGUUUGCACAUUUUUGUAAUGGUUUUCGAUAUAUUCCGGAUGAUAAUGAAACGAAAGAUUCCGAUGAAACUGAUUGUCAUUUGUGGCCAUGUGAUAAUCCAAAUACUCGUUGUGAUCGAUUUAUCCAUUGUUUCAAUGGUAUUGAUGAAGUCAAUUGUUCAUAUAAUUUAUGUUCUUUUAAUGAACUUUUUUGUGAAAAAGUUCGUCCUUCUAUAUCUUAUUGUUUACCAAUAUCAUAUUUAGCAGAUGAUUAUACACAAUUCAGUUCAAAAAAACAUUUUCGUGUUAUUCAUUUAAUUAACGAAACAAUCGGUGAUGCGAAGAAUUAUUUAUUUUGGAAUCAAAGCAAAUGCCUCACUGUUGAAUAUUCGAAUCAAAGUAAUUUACCUUUAUUAAAAGGAAAUAAUGAUGAUGUUUGUUUAAUCCCUAAACUUCCGAUGUAUUAUGUUCCGAACUCUUUUAUAAUUAUGAGAAACACAAAAACAUUGUGUAUAUCUGGUGUAACUAUCGCACAAAAUAUUCGUAAUCAACAACCAUAUCUUCGAUCAUCACAUUUAGGUGAUUUUCCAUCUGUUAUUCCCCAGAUUUCUCCUCAAUCAACAGAAAUUCAAAUAAAACAACAACAAAUUUUGAACAAUGUUGAUAUUGAAGGUUCAGUUAGUUGGUUUUGUAAUCGAGGAUUCGCCAUUUUUUAUGAAAAUAAUCCAACGAUGAAAUGUCUUUGUCCUCCAUCUUAUUUUGGUUUACAAUGUCAAUGGCAAAAUCAACGUGUUAGUUUAACAAUUCAAUUGAAAUAUUUCACUUUUACAUAUGAAAUGCCAAUUUUCCAACUAAUUCUGAUGCUUAUUGAUGAUGAAGGACAAAUUUCCCCCUAUCAUGAACAAAUAAUUCAUUUACCAAAACGUGAUUGUGGAACAAAAUAUCAUUUGAAUUUACUUUAUCCAUCGAGACCAAAGAAUUCUUCAGCGAAUUCUUCAGUUCGAAUUGAUAUUUUCAAUCGAAUAACUUUAACAUAUUGGGCAAGUUGGCUUUUACCAAUUCCAUUUCCAUUCCUUCCCGUCAAUCGUAUUUCUAAACGUUUACUUAUCCCUUUGAAUCCUCAACAAACCGAAUUUUCAUGUUCAUUAUCAUGUGAAAAUCGUGGAAAAUGUCUUCGAUACGUCAACACAAAUUCUUCAUACUUUUGUCAAUGUAAAUCAGGUUAUUCAGGAUUGAAUUGUCAAUUGAAAUCCAAUUGUUCUUGUUCAUCUGAUUCUUUUUGUCUUCAUUCAUCGAUUUGUAUUUGUCCAUUAUAUAAAUUCGGUCCAAAAUGUUAUCUAAAACAUGAAAUAUGUCAAUCAUUAAGAAAUCCUUGUGAAAACGAUGGACAAUGUAUACCGAUCGAUGAUCGUGUUGCUUUGAAUAACUUUAUUUGUAUUUGUAAAGAAGGAUUUGUUGGAGAACGAUGUGAAAAUAUUCAAAAUCGGAUUGAUAUUCAAUUUAAUGAUGAAACAACAUCAACAGAUUUAUCUUUUUUAGUUCAUCUCAUCACAAUUCACCAAGGAUCAGAUCAUGUUCAAAGUACAAUGUUAAAACAAAUCAAAUAUGGACAAAAUCAAGUGACAAUUUUCACGACUAUUCCAUUUCAUCUUGUUUUUGUCGAAUCUCUUCAAGAAGAUUUCUAUUUGGUCAUUAAACGUGAAAACUUUAUCAAAUCUGAACAUAUUCAAACAAAAUUAUUUCCCAAAUAUCGUUGUAUCUUUAUCAAUGAAUUGUUAGAUAAAACAUUGAAAUCUGUUCAUUAUCUUCGUCGUGUUAAAUCGUAUCCAUUACUUUGUCGACAAAAUAAACACGUGAUGUGUUUUUAUGAUGAACUUUACAUGUGCAUUUGUGAUGAAGAUCGUUUCUCGAAUUGUUUUGUAUUCAAUCGUAACACAACUUAUAAUUGUGGUCAAAGAGAAAAUCCUUGUGAAAAUAAAGGAAAAUGUUUUUUAGCAAAUCAAACUUGUUCAAGUUCAAUGAAAUGUUUAUGUUCAGGUUGUUUUUAUGGAACAAAAUGUCAAUUUACAACUGAAGGUUUUGUUUUAUCUUUGGAUUAUAUUCUCAGUUAUCAUAUUAAACCGAAUCUUUCGUUUUCUCAACAACCAUUUAUUGUGAAAAUGAGUGUCGCGAUCGUUACCAUGAUGUUUCUCAUGGGAUUUCUUGGUGGAUUCUUAACUGUUGUCACAUUUCGUGUAGAGAAAAUUCGUACAAAUGGUUGUGGAUUCUAUUUAUUCGUAUCCGGAUGGAUUUCGAUCUUGAUCUCAUCUGUAUUGGUGAACAAAUUUGUUCAAUUAAUUUUAUUACAAAUGAAAAUUUUCACCAAUUUUUCAUUUCUUCGUUUCAAUUGUAUUCUAUUAGAUGUGUUAAUUAAAGUUUUUUUAGCGAUUAAUGAUUGGCUUGAUGGAUGUAUUUCAAUUGAACGUGUUGUUACUGUUAAACAAGGUUUAACAUUUAAUAAAAGUAAAAGUAAACAAAUGGCAAAAUGGGUAACAAGUUUCGUUAUUCUCUUUUCAAUUUCAACUCAUCUUCAUGAUCCUUUUCAUCGACAAUUAAUAAAAGAUAUUGAUAUUGAUGAAGAACGUUUUUGGUGUAUAUCUCGUUAUUCAUCUUCAAUCAAUACUUAUAAUUCAUUUGUAACUUUAUUUCAUUUUCUUCCUCCAUUUUCAAUCAAUUUCAUCUCAACAAUAAUAAUUAUCAUUACAGUCGCUCGAAAUCGUUCAACUAUUCAAUCCCGAUUAACAUACGUUGAACAUUUAAAAUUACAAUUGAAAGAACAUAAGCAUCAUUUGAUUGCGUCAUUUGCAUUGGUAUUAUUGGGAUUACCUCGUCUUAUCAUUUCAUUUGUCAGUGGAUGUAUGAAAUCACCAAAUAAUUCUUGGUUAUUUUUAUUCGGAUAUUUACUUUCAUUUUUUCCAUCGAUGAUCACAUUUAUUGUUUAUGUUUUACCAUCAAGAACUUAUAAGGAUGAAUUUACAAGUAUUAUUCAGAGAAAUCUUCGACGCCUUCGUUCUUAA
This is a messenger RNA of Adineta ricciae, 4461 nucleotides long. The record is from the annotation of a GenBank genome assembly. NCBI's taxonomy places the organism in Eukaryota, Metazoa, Rotifera, Eurotatoria, Adinetida, Adinetidae.